GCUGUCAAAAAUUAUCUAAAUUCACAACUAAUCAAACGCAACGAAGUUGAAUUUCUUUUCUGCUGUUGAUUAAACGCCCAAUAAUUUUUGUUUCCCUGUUAUACGCGUGUGUGAUAUUCUUUAUAAAGUCCGCAAGACAUUCCAAAGCGCAAAAUAUCAACAAUAACGUCGCACAUAUAUUUUGGGCAGUGAGUGCAACGCUAUAAGCAGCAGACAGCAACGAUGAACUUUCUCGGAUUUGGUCAGUCGGCCGAGAUCGAUAUCGUUUUUGACGGUGCGGAAAACAGGAAAACUGCCGAGGUCAAGGGAGAAGAUGGAAAAAUUGAAAAAAUGUUACUGUACUAUGAUGGCGAAACGGUGUCGGGCAAGGUGAAUGUGACACUAAAGAAACCUGGCAGCAAAUUGGAACAUCAAGGCAUUAAAAUUGAAUUUAUUGGCCAGAUCGAGUUAUUUUACGAUCGUGGUAAUCAUCACGAAUUCAAAUGUAUCACGAAGGCGUUGGCGCGUCCUGGUGAUCUUAUACAAAACCACAGUUAUCCGUUCGACUUUCAAAAUGUUGAAAAACAAUUUGAAGUUUAUGCCGGUUCAAAUGUACGUUUACGCUAUUUCUUACGUGCCACUAUUGUGCGCCGCAUCAGUGACAUUACACGCGAAGUAGACAUAGCUGUACAUACGCUUUGCAGUUAUCCGGAAUUGAAUAGUCCAAUAAAAAUGGAAGUGGGCAUCGAAGAUUGCUUACACAUCGAGUUCGAAUACAAUAAGAGUAAAUACCAUUUGAAAGAUACAAUAAUCGGUAAGAUAUACUUCUUAUUAGUGCGUAUCAAAAUUAAACACAUGGAAAUUGCAAUUAUUAAACGCGAAUCCACUGGCACGGGUCCGAAUAUGUUCACUGAGAACGAAACAAUCGCCAAGUACGAAAUCAUGGACGGUGCACCGGUGAAGGGUGAAAGUAUACCAAUACGCGUAUUUCUGGCCGGUUACAAUUUGACGCCCACAAUGCGUGAUAUUAACAAGAAAUUCUCGGUAAAGUACUUCCUAAAUUUGGUGUUGAUGGACACGGAAGAUCGCCGAUACUUCAAACAACAGGAAAUUACGCUGUGGCGCAAAGCGGACAUACCACGCUACCACAAUCAAGGACAGCAACAACAUACUAGCAUGGUACAUGCACAUCAUCCGCAGCAUGCUUCCGCACAUUUAGCUAGUGGUCCGGCUGCACCCACAAUGGCUAGUGUUGGCAGUGGUACUACCGCUGGUGCUGGAGGAGUAGACAAUGAUUCGAGCACUACAGGCGCGGUACCCGAGAGCAAAAUGGGUUUGUUCACACGCGAGAGUCCCAAUCAAGAGUUCAGCCAACAAGUGGACUCUUUGCCGACAUCUCCAACAACACCACCGCCAGUAGAACGAGGCAUUGGCGAUGGUGCGGCCGCUAGCAACACUUCACCGGUCAUGCUCUCCACUACGCCACCCCCAUUGCCACCAGUAACUGCAACAGCAGCAGCAACAGCGUCAGCACUUACUACACAGCCUGAAGCGGAUGAUUUUCUAGCCGCUGAAAACCUACCGAUACAAACGCCGUCAGUGGAUGCGGCAGCAGACGAAGAAGACGGUAUGACUAAUGUUUCGCUGGCGCCGGCCGAUAUAGAUAUUGAUGUUGCGCCUACGAAAUCGGAAUCCAGCGGUGUGGAGACAAAGAAGCGUGAAACUGCCGCACCGCUAACUGCGGAUUGAAAAAUGCCUGCGUUUAAGGAACAGACAAAUAAAUUUAGUGUUGCAAGUGCUUAAAGCCGUCACUUUAAAAGCGUAUCGCUAAAUAGCAUU
This is a messenger RNA of Zeugodacus cucurbitae (melon fly), 1818 nucleotides long. RefSeq names its product vacuolar protein sorting-associated protein 26 (gene Vps26). The transcript has 2 exons. Gene Ontology annotation, cellular component: endosome; retromer complex. Gene Ontology annotation, biological process: retrograde transport, endosome to Golgi; intracellular protein transport. The record is from RefSeq and is a predicted model, not a curated record. Bases 223 to 1728 code for a protein of 501 amino acids. NCBI's taxonomy places the organism in Eukaryota, Metazoa, Arthropoda, Insecta, Diptera, Tephritidae.